Molecule: messenger RNA, 966 nt
Organism: Fusarium mangiferae
Lineage: Eukaryota; Fungi; Ascomycota; Sordariomycetes; Hypocreales; Nectriaceae
Exons: 2
Coding region: 1-966 (321 amino acids)
Source: RefSeq, a predicted model, not a curated record
AUGGCGGCCAUCGUCUUUACGAAGUUUCGGGAUAUAAAUACUACUCCCGCGUUCCCCUUCUUCCCACACUCAAAGUUUCCUUGUUCUUUCAAUACACAUACGCUGUCCACCUUCCAUCAAAAGUCUUUGAUCAUUAUCUAUAUCUCCCUGAAGCCUCAGAAUUUCCGCCAUUUGGACCUUGGUCGGAGCAGUUGCCGAGACGACCGUAGAAUGUCAACCCCGGCAGAAAAAGCAAACCUUGCCCGGAUUAGAGAUAAUCAGAGGAGGUCCCGGGCCCGAAGAAGAGAGUAUCUCCAAGAGCUCGAGCAACGACUCCGAGUGUAUGAGUUGCAAGGUGUCGAGGCGUCCUCAGAGGUGCAACAUGCUGCGCGGAGGGUUGCAGAGGAGAACAGACAGCUCCGUGGUCUUCUCAACCGGCAUGGGAUCAGCGAUGAUUACAUUACUAGUUACUUGAACUCGGGUACAGCAUCGCAGAACGACCCGGCCGCAAUAUCGCACUUCCCCAACACUCACAGCGAUAGUGUCCAAUCCCUUGAGCAGGCUAUCGCACCCGGGAGACCUAAAGCUCUCGAAACUGGCGUAUCGGACGGCAUGCUUCCGCAGGAAAGUCGUGAAUCAUCUAUCGCAAGUGGAUCUAAGCAGAGUUUUUCUAUAUGGAUAUCUGGUCAAGCUAUCCAGUCACCUUCAGCACACAUCCGGCCGCUUCCCUCCAACGUCCCUACAACAGUACCGAGGCAGUCGAUAACUUCAUCAAUGCAUCCCCAACACUACACCUCUCAGAUGUUCCCUGAUCCUCAAGUUUCACGGACCGAAAGCUACCACGCUAUCGCUACCCCUGGAUCUUUGAUGGAUGAUCCCCGGCGACACAGCUACUCUGUGGCACCCAUGCCUGGGGACCUCUCAACAAUGGUUUAUGAGUUGCAGCAUUCCCAUGACUUCCUUUCACAGCCAUGUGGGACAAGAUGA